Lactuca sativa (garden lettuce) is the source of this 480-nucleotide messenger RNA. RefSeq lists its product as uncharacterized. The record is from RefSeq and is a predicted model, not a curated record. Lineage: Eukaryota; Viridiplantae; Streptophyta; Magnoliopsida; Asterales; Asteraceae.
AUGUCUCCAUACCGUAUUGUUUUUAGGAAGCCAUGUCGAUUACCCGUUGAGUUGGAGCAUAGAGCCUAUUGGGCAAUCAAGCAAUUCAAUAUGGAUUUAAAUGAAUCAGGAAAAAAGAGGAAACUUGACAUUCAAGAGCUUGAGGAGAUCCACAAUGAAGCAUAUGAAAAUGAAGUUCUUUACAAGGAAAAGACGAAAGCAUACCAUGACAAGAUGAUUUCACGCAAGGUAUUUGAAAAAGGUCAAAAGGUAUUACUUUACCACUAUCGUUUUAAAUUAAUUCCUAGUAAAUUAAGGCCCCGUUGGGUGGGACCAUUUGUUGUUACUAAUGUUUUUGAGCAUGGCGCAAUAGAAAUCACAAGUGUGAAAACCGAGAAGAUCUUUAAGGUGAACGAUCAUCAUUUAAAGCCUUAUUAUGAAGGAUUUGAAGUAAAAAAAGAGGAAGUGGAAGAAGUAGCGGAUCCAAAGUACCAAGAUUGA